AUGUACGGGUUCUCAGCCGCCGAUGGCUUCGUGGACGGUAACCCAUCGCCGCCGCCCAGUCGCUUCGUCUCUUCUCUCCUCCCGCAUCCUCUGAUGUUCUUCAUCUGUUGUCGGGUUGUGCUUCGGCCGGCAGUGAACCAGGGCGUGGAGGAUAUGAUAAGGUAUCUGGCGAACGAGCCCUCUCUGGGCCUUUUCUAUGUGCAGCAGCACGCGCAGAACGCCAUGCCCAACGUCCUCGAUCUGAACGUAAUCGGAAUGCGCCCCCCCCUCCUUAACUUUCUUUUUUUCUUCUGGUUAUGCCCCCUUUUCUCUCGGAAAGAUUCCUGUUUUCUGCUGUGAUUCUUGUGCUGUUGAACUCUGAAGCUGCGAACUGAUGGUUUCAUGAGACAUUGCUUCCUGGGUCGCUCCUCAUGAUGCCCUUCAUAAAUCGGAUAACUAGCCAGGGAUGGAUGAUCUGCUGUUGGAAUUUGGUUUUCUAGGAAGAACAUUGCAAGAUUCCUGGCUUGGGAUUGUAUGCUGUUUGACCAUCGAUCAUCAGAUUUUGGUUCACAUUCAUUCUUAUUUCUUCAUGUUGGCCAUUUUUGGUAAACAUAGAACACCCUGAUCAUGCAGAUUUUAGGGUUAAUUCUUGCCUAGAAUACUGAUAACGGAUGCCAUUAACCUAGGAAUCACUAUGCAAUUCUGAUAAAUUUUUUUUGGGAUGCUUUAUAUUGCUUGAUCUUUUACAUCUAUGAGAGGAUUUCGGAGAGAGAAAAGAGAAAACUCUCUUCGGCCAUAACUCAAAAGCCCUGUGCCUUUUCAGUUGCCUUGUCUCACUUUCUUGCUUACCAUUUAUCUGUGAGUAGGAUCUUACGUCUGAUUUCACUCUUCUGAGUCAUGUGGGGAAGAAGCUACACACGAAUGCUAUCAUCCUUGUAUCUUUGCUCACAGAUGAUCGUUUUCUGUCGUGGUUUUCUUUGAUGGUAUUGGUACCCUAGCUGGAUCAUUUCCUUGACCUAGACCAAUGGUUCAUUUCCUUGACCUAGACCAAUGGUUUUCUUAUUAUUAUUAUUUUUGAUUUUUUCUACGGUUAUUAUUAUUAUUAUUAUCAGUAGUAUCCUGCGACCCAAGUGACUAUUUAUUAUGAAAAAAAAAUUUACGAUUUUUUAAAAAAAAUGUGGAAUCUGAUCACCAAAUACAAUGCAUGAGCUACAACAUACUUGCUAGAACACCUGCUCAUCAGUUCAAUUGCAAUUGGGGAAAAGAAAAUGCUUUUAAGAUGUUUCUUGGGGAAGAUUGAAUUUGAUACUUACCUAGUGUUUUAGAUCUUUUUUACAGACGAAAAUGACAUUACCCAUACUUGAAACUGUUUGAAAGGAUUAAUUAUAAGUUAAGUCUAUGAAGCUUCUUGGGAGAUAUAUUCAUAAAGUGAAUAAGUUCAUAAGAGCAUACAUUUACAGAUAAUGGUCUCAUGAUACAGUAUAUAAUAAGAAAUGGUUUCCUUUGGCUCUUCUGACCAAUCGGGUUGCUUCUUUUAGGAUAAAAUUCUGGAGAAAACCCAUAACACGAUGCUGCAAACUGAAGAUCUGGAGGAUUCAAUAUGCUGUGUUAAAUCAAUGUCAGAGUGUGGCUUCCACAUUGUUGAUGAAAUGGUCAAGGACAUCAACAAAUCUCUGCAUAUCAUGUCCACUUCUCGACCACGCAAAGGGUAUGUUCUAACCUCGCAGUAUGACUGAUACUUUUUCCUUGAAAAAAAGAUCAAACAAUGAGAUUUAACUGUACCUAUUAUGGGAAAAAAAAAAAACUGUGCCUAAUAUGGAUCUCCGAGUGAGGUUAUGUAUGAAAAAAAAAGAAAUAAAAAUGAUGUAAUUGGUCAGAGUCGGCCAGAGUGUCAUCAAGUGUGUAAAUAGUAUUAAUUUUCAGUCUAGGCCAGUAUUUAUCCAUAAUUGCACCUAUAGUUUUGACUUUUUAUGGGCAUUGAAAACUAUUGAAGAAGAUGAUUGUGCGACUGUGGUUCCUUCUGUGGAACGUCGUUUUUAAUUGACCAGAAGCAGAUGCAGAAAGGUAAUAGAGAAGAUUAGGUGGCUAUGCUGUGUCGAUUGCAGCCUCUUUGGCCAUCUGAGGUGCAGCUUGUUGGUGCCUAAUCUCAGCUAGAGUUCAAGUGAUGAUCUAAGAAAUGAGAACUAUAGUGAGUUGAGCAAGGCUGCUUUAGGAAACUGCCAGAAACGGCCCAACUUCUAAGUGGGCCCUUUCAAUAUGCAAUUAGUUUACUGAGAUCUGCAUCUGGCUCUGACAGAUAACAUCUAAGUGGGAACCUGAUCAUAGGCCUGUUAAAUACUUGAUAUUUGGCAGAUUAGUCAACAGCACAAAACCCUGUGGGACCUUGUAAACCCAACUCUGCUUGCUCCAGAUGAUCCCGAGUUGACUUCCCCAUUCACAUGAAUUUGACCUAAAAGAAAAUGGUCUGAUGAUUGUCGCCAAUCUUCUUCUUCAUCUUCUUCUUAUUCUUUCCUUUUCCUUUUUUAUGAAGCACAGGUUACUUCGGAGUUCAAGUCGGGGUUUCCAGGUGGAGAGAGGCAACUUGCAGGCGUUCUCUUCAUUCAGCGAGUUUUCCGGCCGCGGCCAGCUGGAGGUUGGAGAUGGCCGAGGCGGGUAUCUGUCAGCUGUCUUCAGCUCAGUGAAGCAGAAAGCCGCCAUGCUUCGAUGGUCUCAGAUCGAUCCCAUGCUGCAGAGCAGGACACCGGCUUCUUCAUCUGCAACUCCCUCAUCGUCAAUGGGAGAGGAGGACCCUGUGGGGGCCGCUGCUCCAAGCUCCUUGGAGAUGGAAGGAGAUGGGCUUCCCUUGUCAAGCCAGAUUAUUACCCUGGGAGAUGACACAGUGCCAGAUAAUUUUGAGAAGUUCAAGUCAGAGCAAGAAGCCAAGCUGAAGGAAUGGCUAGAAGAGGUCCAAGAUCAUGGUCCCUCAACCCCCCAGGGGGCUCUGGCUAGCUAG
Spirodela intermedia is the source of this 2971-nucleotide messenger RNA. The record is from the annotation of a GenBank genome assembly. NCBI's taxonomy places the organism in Eukaryota, Viridiplantae, Streptophyta, Magnoliopsida, Alismatales, Araceae.